This is a messenger RNA of Bursaphelenchus xylophilus (pine wood nematode), 1279 nucleotides long. Lineage: Eukaryota; Metazoa; Nematoda; Chromadorea; Rhabditida; Aphelenchoididae. The record is from the annotation of a GenBank genome assembly.
AUGGACGAAAUGGAAGUCGAUGAUCAACAAAAGUCGCCAAUUCAGGGCACGAAAGCUAGCGGAGAGACUGAUGUUGGUUUCUUAGCUGAAGCGAAUCUCCCGAAAGGAAAAGCCAAGGAAGACGAACGGUAAGAGCAAUUUCUUUAGUAUUUCUCUGUUAUUUAGGUGGAAUGGGUUCUUUGCUAUGGACUUACCUGGCUAAUCGAAAAGACUAUGUUAUUCUUGAGAUAAACUAUUUCUGCUUUUUAGUUUCCGUUACGGUAAUUACAACCAGUAUUAUGGUACUCGUCUGGAUGGGAAAUUCGUCAAAGAUCCGCGACUGGAUUUGAUGAAGGAUGAAUGGUUUGCCAAGAAAGCAGUUUUGGAUAUUGGUUGCAAUGCUGGGAUGAUUACCUUGUACAUUGCGAAACACAUGAAUCCACGGAGGAUUGUGGGCUUGGAUAUUGAUCCAAACUUGGUGGGCAUUGCGAGGAAGAACAUCCGACAUUACUGUGAUAAAGAUGUUAAAGUAAGUGAGAGUUUGUGGUUUAGAUAGCGGUCAUACAUAAUAUUUUUGGGCAAAUAAUGUAAUUUACUGGCCUUGCUGUGGGAUUUCUUGUUUGGUAGUUCUAAAUGGGGUGAUAAGAAUGUUGCUAGAUCGAAAUUUUUUUAUUUUUUAUUGCUUUGCAGCCUCUAAAAACCAUUUAUUUUCAGCUAGCCGGUAAAAUGCCAGCACCCAAACAUUUCGAAGAAGACGAGGUUCCCACCUUUCCCCACAAUGUCUGGUUCAUCUGUACGAGUUAUGUGUUCCCAGAUGAAGAGAUGUUGGACAUGGUAAUUCCGGAAUACAAUACAAUCUUGGCUUUGUCGAUCACCAAAUGGAUUCAUCUGAAUUGGGGAGAUUCUGGGUUAAAAUUAUUCUUCAAAAGGGCGUAUAAGAACUUGAAGUCUGGCGGUUGGUUCAUUCUGGAGCCUCAGGACAUCAGAACCUAUGGAAAAUCGUGUAGAAAGAUUGUGAGUUUUUUUAAGGGAAAAUUGAAAUCUUUUGAGAAAAUUUUGAGGUUUCGGUGAAAUUUUUGGUUUCUGAGUUACACAGUGCUGUUGAUUGCCAAUAAAAAUAAUAAUUUUUUAUUUUCAGCCCUCCAUGAAGUCCGUUUACAAGUCCAUUGAGCUCACACCAGACAAAUUCUCGGAUUAUCUCAUAAAUGAAGUCGGCUUCGUCGAAUGUCUUGACCUCGGAAUCCCCAAAGCCAAAAGCAAAGGAUUCCAACGCCCAAUCCUCGCAUUCAGGAAGAAAUGA